Chaetomium globosum CBS 148.51 is the source of this 972-nucleotide messenger RNA. RefSeq lists its product as uncharacterized. The coding region runs from base 1 to 972 and encodes 323 amino acids. The transcript has 4 exons. Lineage: Eukaryota; Fungi; Ascomycota; Sordariomycetes; Sordariales; Chaetomiaceae. The record is from RefSeq and is a predicted model, not a curated record. Gene Ontology annotation, molecular function: saccharopine dehydrogenase activity. Gene Ontology annotation, cellular component: cytoplasm.
AUGCCGCAGAAGAAGAUCCUCGUGCUCGGUAGUGGUCUGGUGCCAGGCCAAGCCAUGCAUCGACUACCUGCUGCGGGACCCCGGAAACGAGCUGACCGUCGCCACCAGGUCGUCAUAUCCCUCGUUCCUUUCAUCUACCACGCCGAUGCGAUCCGCUCGGCCAUCAAGGGCAAGACUCAGUUGGUGACCACAAGCUAUGUUUCUCCGGCCAUGCACGAGCUGGAUGCCGCUGCCAAGGAGUCGGCGUUGACCCUGGUGUGGAUCACCUAUAUGCUGCCAAGGUCAUUGGAGAAGUCCACGAGAAGGGAGGCCAGGAUCUCGAGUUCUACUCGUACUGUGGUGGGCUUCCCGCUCUCGAGGCUGCCAACAACCCGCUCAAAUUCAAGUUUUCGUGGUCCCCCACGUGGUGCCCUGCUCUCGCAGUACAACUCUGCUACUUUCUUCGACAAAGGAGAGCUGGUCCAUAUCCCGAACAAGGAUCUCAUGGCUAAGUCCGUGCCUUAUUUUGUUAUCGACGGAUACUCGUUCGUCGCGUACCCAAAUAGAGACUCAACGCCCUUCCGCGAGUUCCACAACAUUCCCGAAGCUCACACCAUCAUUCGUGGAUCCCUUCGAUACGAAGGUAAACCCGCCCUGGCCAGGGCCCUCAUCGACCUUGGGUGGCUCGACUCCUCGGAGAAGCCGUGGCUCGUGGAUGGCAUCACCUGGGCUCAGAUUCAGCAGCAAGCCACCGGCGCGGCCUCACCUUCCGAAGAGGAUCUUGUUAAGAAGGUCGACCAGCUAUGUACAUUUUCGUCAUCGGCAGAACGGCAGGAGAUUCUAGCUAGCCUACGCUGGUGGGUCUCUUUUCCAGCAAGCAAGCUACCGUCCAUGGAAAUCUUCUGGAUACACUCUCUGCCCAGCUUGAAAGGCUCUGCAGCUUUCGGCCUGGCGAGUGCGACUUGGUGGUGCUACACCACAAAUUUGUGGUGA